AAUGUAUAGCCUCAGUGUAUGGGCCGGGCUUUGGCCGCUAUAAAUUGAAUCAGCGAACCGAACCAGAGCUUCAGUGAGUGAGAGCGAGAGAGAGAGAGAGAGAUGGCCGGAGUUGAAACGCAGAGAAGGCAAGGAAGACCACUCCCUCCGGCGAGAGGGGGUCUACCAGGGCCACCUCCUCAUCCACCUAAGAACGCCACUCGAUUCGAACCUGUUGAUCGCGAGAAGACUUGUCCUUUAUUACUCCGAGUCUUCACAAAGAUUGGAGGUCAUCAUACUGAUUCAGACUUUGCAGUGAGAGGCAAGGAGCCAAAAGAUGAGGUCCAAAUUUAUACGUGGAAGGAUGCUACUCUCCGUGAGUUAACUGAUCUGGUUAAAGAGGUAGCUCCAGAAGCAAGAAGAAGAGAUGCAGUACUGUCCUUUGCAUUUGUAUAUCCUGAUAAACAUGGACGUUUUGUGGUUAAAGAGGUGGGGAGAACCUAUUCUUAUCCAAAUGGGAGACGACCUGACAGUGGUGGCAAGGCAUUGGGUGAACUUAGCUUCCAGAUCGGAGAUUACUUGGAUGUGGCAAUUCUGUAGAGAAGCUGUCUUCAGUGUUCCGUACUCAGUAUUUGGUAUUCUGUUUUCGAUACUCACAAUGAGUUUAGAUUUGGGGAGUUCUGUAGCUCAUGAUAUUGGAUUUUGAUUGAAUUGUGGGUUAUGUAAUGAUAUCAUAGCAGGAAAAAAAACCUCAAACUUUCUGGGGCUUGUUUUAUUCUCUCUUCCUAGAAAUCUCCAAAACCAACAAGUAAUCUAUGUUUCUAUCUAAAAAGAAGGAUUCAUUGUGCAUGAUCUGCUUA
This is a messenger RNA of Camellia sinensis, 839 nucleotides long. RefSeq names its product histone deacetylase complex subunit SAP18. Gene Ontology annotation, molecular function: transcription factor binding; transcription corepressor activity. The record is from RefSeq and is a predicted model, not a curated record. Gene Ontology annotation, biological process: negative regulation of DNA-templated transcription. Gene Ontology annotation, cellular component: nucleus. Lineage: Eukaryota; Viridiplantae; Streptophyta; Magnoliopsida; Ericales; Theaceae.